AUGUCGUCGGCGCUCGAAAAACUUCGGACCGAGGACACCAACGGUGAAGAGACGAUGCUGGCGGGAGGCAAUCCGCGUGCAGACGGCGGCAACAACGAGACCGAGACGGAUGUGGGCCGACGUCUGUGGAAGGACCAGGAGGGGCGGCUCAAGGCGGGCAUCGAGUCUUUCUUCAAGAUGAUGUUUCCCAGACUGGUGCGACUGGGAUCGGAGGCCGAGAUAUCGACAGAGUGCCAAGCGGCAUACUUCAAGAUGUUCCUCGCCAUUCGGCAGCUCAAGACGUGGGCUUUGCAGAUGGUGGACUCUUCUGGCAAGAUCCCGAACGGCGUGAUGUCUGGCACGGCGGCCUCUUUUGGACACUUCGACCAGUGCCUGGGAAUCACCGCGGAGGGGGACGCCUUCCGCGGGAAGUUCUGCAACCUCGAGCUCUGGCUCAGGGACUUGCCCAGGCCGAGUGCCAACGCCGCUGACAUUAUCGAGGACAGCGAGUCGGUGUUGACCUUCUUCUACGACAAUGGCUACUGGCUCCAGCUGUUCCCCGCAAGGUUGGGCGUCUGCAUACCAUCCACAUGCAGCGGCGAGGACCUCCAAAAGAUGGCCGCCAAAGCUUCGCAGGAACUCCAGAUAACGGCAAAGGUGACGUCGUGCCAAGUCAAGGAGCCAAUCAACUUUUCCCAGGAGCAGCUUGCGGUCCUUUGCAUCCUGGGCGUUCUCCUGCUUCUCGCCAUUGUCGGAACAGCACUCGACGUACUCUGCACACAAGACGUCAAGCAGACAGCAACAGCUCGGUCUCUUAUCACCUUUCCUAACGCUCCCUGCUGGUGUCAUGUGAUGUUUAUUUUGGCUUUUCUUUUCUCUAUCGCUUUUUUUGCAUACCGGUGUCACACGAACACAGACCGACUCGUGGAGGCUCUGGCGAGCUUCUCGCUGGUGCGCAACACGCGGUCGCUGUUCAGCCGCUCGGAGCACGCGACCGGGCCGCUGGAGGCCCUCAAUGGCAUACGCGUCAUCUCCUGCUUCUGGAUCGUGCUGGGACACAUCUACUUUCUUACCGACCUCUCCACCUACAUCCGCUUCGCUUCCCUAACCAAGCUGCAAGUUCUGUUCAAAGACUUCUUGUUCACGCUGGUCGAGAACUUCACGCUGCCUGUUGACACCUUCUUUUUCGUCACUGGCCUGCUCCUGACAUACAACCAGACGAAGAAGUCUCACCAAACGAAGAGCAGCGCCAGUCUCUGGAACAUGAUCUCCAUGGUCUUCCACAGAUACUGGAGGAUGACGCCGGGAUUCGGACUUGCCACGGCGCUGUUCGUGCUGAUGCCGGCGUUUGGAAGUGGGCCCAUGUGGGGCGACGUGCUGGGCCUGGCCACUGAGAACUGCAGGCUCUAUUGGUGGACCAACCUGCUCUAUUUCAGCAACUACCUGCCGUACAGCAAAAUGUGCAUGCUGCACUCGUGGUUCCUAUCACUGAAUAUGCAAUACUUCGUCGUCGGUCUUCCCCUGGCUCUGGUGAUGUUCAGGAAACCGAAAGUGACUCUGCUAGUUCUCAUGGCCCUAGUCAUAGCCAGUUGCCUGGUCACUGGUACAGUUACCUACAUGAACGAACUUCCUCCUGCCAUGCUCAUGAUGACUGCGCGCUGGAGCAAGGCGAAGCAGCUACUGAACCAGGUGUACUACCAGCCCUUCACGCACUUCGGGCCAUUUGCAAUUGGUCUUUGUUUCGGCUACGCUCUGCCUACGGUCAAAGUGCCUCGUUUCGGAAAGGUAACGUUGGCCGCCGGCUGGUUGAUGGCUAUCGUGCUGUGCGGCUCUGCCGUGUUCGUUGCAUACCCGUUCCGGCGGGGAGACACGGCCUUCCAUCCCCUGUUGUCGGCGGUGUACGCGGGCUGCCACCGGACCCUCUGGACCGUAGGCGUUGCCUGGGUGACGGUGCUCUGCGCUACACGGCAAGCAGGUCUGGUGGGUGAAAUGCUGUCGUCUUCUGUCAUGACCCCACUGAGCCGACUCAGCUACCUGGUGUUUCUGCUGCAUCCGGUGCCCAUCUACGUACACGUGGCCUCCGUGCGGGAGUCCUUUCAGCUGGACCACUACUACAUGUGCACCCUCUAUUUUGGCAUCUUGGUGACAUCCAUCCUAAUGGCGUACGUGGCUUACCUGACGGUCGAGGCCCCCUUCGCUGCUCUAGAGAGACUUAUGCGGUCGUCUCCGAAGACGGCCUCUGGCCGCGUGCAGACGCCGCUGCCCACACUUAAUACGGAGCCGCCGCCGCAGCCGCAGCAGCAACUACAACGCAAGGCGUCUGACGGUUGGAUGUCAGUGCCGCGAAGCGCUCCAGCCUCCACAUGUGCUGCACUGAACGGCGGAAACUCGACACUGGCACUGGCCAUCACGAAGACACCCGAAUCGAGCCAUCUUUGAGGCUGUUGCUGUGCUCAUGAGGCCUUGCCCGAUGUGGAAGGAUGUUACCGCCUUCUCGUUAACAGGGCUGGUAUUUAGGAGGGUUGAGGAAACGUGGUGAUUUGAAGUUAUCGAGUGUUUUCUGAAUAGGAAAAAAGCUAAUGCAGCCAAAGUGAUCAGCUGGAAUGAUUUUAACACCUACCUCCCUUACAUGCCAUAUGAGUAGUUGUCACACAUCGUGAAACGCAAAGGUUAGCACUCUUGUCGAUGUUUAAAGAAGGGACUGACGGGAAUGAAGGCCAAAGAUAUUGGUCGGCAGGACACGCGGAGGUCAAGCGAGUGCCCCGCAAUAUUUUACCGUUAUCUCGUGAUUCUGCGUGCAGUUUCUUUCUUUUUUUUGUAGCAAAGCGCUGCCCUUCUAUAGUUCUGCCAGUGACGCCUGGGUUCUUGCGGAAAAGUCAAUGAAAAGAUCGGGUGAUGGAGCUGGUAUAAGUAAACGGCGUAAUCCAAAAACGUAACUUACAAUUACAAAUAAGUAUUCAAUCCAGAAACUCCACCAUUUUGCGCAAGGUAGUACAACCAGAUUAAAGAAGUAUCAGUGGUAUUGAACGCGCGUAAGACUCUUCAUCAUCUGUAGAAGGACAUUACGAAAGUACCAUUGUCCAUAGGCUUUGGUGUUCUAUUGGAAAUGAAACAAUUUUCGAUGACAAGCGGUGGACACGUAGUUUGCGGUGGCAUCUGUUAAGCCUCCGUGGCAAGCCAUCUUUCAGGUUGUCUCAGUGACAUGAAGAUUCCUUUGUAUCGUCAUGAAAUCGUCUUUAAGAGGAACAUCGCAUUACAAAACAUAAUGUCUCUCAUAAAAAUUUGUUUCCACCAGACCAAUCGCAUAUGGCGAGUAAGGGGGACUCGUGGGACGCGGAACUCGUUGUAACUGUACUUCAAAUGUAUAGGAAGACGUCGUAGAGCUAGUGAGCCGCCGCAAAAUUGCCAGAAAAAGAAUUUGCGGGCUUUACAAUAAAAUCGCAUGUCGAACGUCGUUCCUCAAUACUAACGUAACUGAAACUAAGAUGGCAGUAUCUUGCUUCUGGAGCAGAUACACUAACGGCAUCAUUUUCGGCGUUUGCGGGCGCUAAUCAAUCAAUGUGCGCGUGGGUUAUUACGUUGCAACCAUAGCUGUAGGGAGGGGAUCAUCACCAGGGCACCGACGCCGCGUUUUGUUUGCAGCAGAAAGCUUGAUAGUGUGAUUUAGACGACAGCCGCUUUACCUGGGAGUGAUGCUUGGGGUUACAAAGUCCGUCUUAUUGGUCAGUUCGCUCUAAAAGUGUACCUCGAAUGCAUACUUGCAUGACGUUCUCGUUGAGUUAAGCAAAAAAUUGUGUUAUGGGCUUGAACGACAAAAACAUCAAUGGGUCCUUCUUAUUGUGUGUAACUGCCAGACCUCUAUGUCAAAGAAUUAAAAAAUAAGAGUUUCGUCUCCGGGAUGAAAUGGCGGAGAGAAGCAAGUUAAUAGUUGAUAUCAUGUGCUCUAAUUCUUCCGCAUUCAACGGUUAACAGUCUGAAUUUGUUUUUAGUGUCCAACAUGCGGCUGAAAACUUUGCCUGUACUCACUUGAGUGAAACUGUUCGGCGAAAUGUAAACUAUAGCCUUUAUAUGUGUUAUCGAAGGAAGACAGAAAACAAAACAAUAGUCUAUAAAAGCGAGAAUGGGCAGAACUUGUCGCCCUCCCAUUCACUGCCGGGUUCAGCCUGCUGUCAUAGGCUGAACAUUCGCACGCGGCUGUACAAGGUAUUGGAUAGUACAACUUCGAGUGUGUCAAGCCAGUGUUUUCAAGCUACAUUUUAACAGAGAGUAUUUACCGUUCAUGGCUUUACCAUAUACCCCUCUCUGUUUUGUUGGUAUUGUUCUUGUUUACUGCCUUUUGCUUGUUUUUUAGAAAAAGAAAAGUUCUGGAAUCAACAGGGUAUGUGCUUCAUGGGACGGUUCUGGCCGAACUUUUCGUGUGCCCUUUUGUAUUAUACGCAUAUUGCAUCACAUCGUUUGUUGCAUUAUCAAUGAAAAAAAUGAAAGAAAAUAAAGUGUACAUAACAAUCGG
Messenger RNA from Dermacentor andersoni, 4489 nucleotides. Its product is annotated as nose resistant to fluoxetine protein 6-like. The record is from RefSeq and is a predicted model, not a curated record. NCBI's taxonomy places the organism in Eukaryota, Metazoa, Arthropoda, Arachnida, Ixodida, Ixodidae. Gene Ontology annotation, molecular function: acyltransferase activity, transferring groups other than amino-acyl groups.